AUGUGCUCGCUGCCCUGUGGCUUCCAGCCCCCAGCUCCCGAGGACUUAGGGAAACAGAGUUCGGCUGAGCUGCGGGAGAGGUUGAGGCGCCAGGAGAGACUUUUGCGCAAAGAAAAAUUCAUUUGCAAAUUGCCCGACAAAGGUAAAAAGAUCUCAGACGCCAUUGCCAAACUGAAAGCUGCCAUUUCAGAACGUGAAGAGGUUAGAGGGAGAAGUGAACUAUUGCACCUUGUUAGUGUAGACUGUAAGCUAAGGCAAAAAGCAACCACAAGAGUUGAUACCAACAUAGACAAGGCCCAGAAUUCUGACCUGAUGCUUGAUACUUCAUCAUUAGUUCCUGAAUGUUCCUCAGUAGACAUUGAAUCAUCUAAAACAACUUCAGAAAUACAGAGACCUACACAUCUCACUCACAAAGGCAAUGAAGAGACUUUGGAGACUGGCUGCACAGUGAAUACCAGUCCGGCUGCCCGCAUCACAACCCAGGCUCCCUCAUAUGAAGUUAAUGAAUAUCUCCCCCAGCAUUCAAGUCAAGCGGAAGAGAUUUCCAGCAGCGUCGACAGUCUGUUUAUCACUAAAUUGCAAAAGAUCACAACUGCAGACCAGACUGAACCCUCAGAAGAAAACACCAGCACUGAGAACUUUCCAGGACUGCAGAGUGAGACUCCUAAGAAGCCUCAUUACAUGACAGUGCUAGAAAUGCGAGCUAGAAACCCAGUGCCCCCUCCUCAUAAGUUUAAGACCAAUGUGUUACCCACACAACAGAGUGACUCACCAAGUCAUUGUCAGAGGGCUCAGUCUCCUGCUUCCUCAGAAGAGCAGCGAUGCAGGGCUAGGCAGCAUCUUGAUGAUGUCACAGCAGCUCACCUUCUUCUGCUCCACCCCCUGCCUGCACAGCUGCUCUCCAUAGAAGAGUCGCUGGCUCUGCAGAAAGCGCAGAAGCAGAAUUAUGAGGAGAUGCGGGCAAAGCUCGCAGCACAGAAACUAGCCCAGACCGAAUAUUACAAUGCAGUUACCAUCCAGAAGGGGAGUCUCUAG
Messenger RNA from Rattus rattus (black rat), 1035 nucleotides. RefSeq names its product DNA-directed RNA polymerase II subunit GRINL1A-like. The record is from RefSeq and is a predicted model, not a curated record. Gene Ontology annotation, biological process: intracellular signal transduction; maintenance of ER location; transcription elongation by RNA polymerase II. Gene Ontology annotation, cellular component: nuclear envelope; RNA polymerase II, holoenzyme; nucleus. The coding region runs from base 1 to 1035 and encodes 344 amino acids. The transcript has a single exon. Gene Ontology annotation, molecular function: transcription elongation factor activity. NCBI's taxonomy places the organism in Eukaryota, Metazoa, Chordata, Mammalia, Rodentia, Muridae.